Molecule: messenger RNA, 570 nt
Organism: Pseudocercospora fijiensis CIRAD86
Lineage: Eukaryota; Fungi; Ascomycota; Dothideomycetes; Mycosphaerellales; Mycosphaerellaceae
Exons: 3
Coding region: 1-570 (189 amino acids)
Source: RefSeq, a predicted model, not a curated record
AUGAUGGCCAGCAGCGAAGAGAGCGCCACUCAACGGCUCGACGAUGACACGCGCGUGGACGUAUACGCCUUGUUUGUCCUGGACGCAGCUGUUCCUCAUUCGAUGAUCGAAGAGGUGCUCGCAAAGAAUGAGGAUGAUGAAGACUACUAUCUCUGGUUGGCCGACAGCUACGACAAACUGCCCGACAUCGACGACGACACGCGUACUACCGCCACCGAGCCGCCCCUUGAUCCUGCGUGGCGAUCACCUUUCAUCGGCAAGAGCAUGGAAGAUGCUGCAGCAUUUGUCGAGAAUGCUCCCAAACCGCUGUGCAGGCUCUUUUUCGCGGUCCUGGAGAAGGAUCGUUACGAAAAGGAUGACAAGAUCACCAUCUGCAAGAUCGUGAAUGGAGAGGUGCAGGCAAUUCCGUGUACCACCGAAGACGUGGCAAACUAUCUACUCGGCCAUGAUCGCGACACAUGGGAUGAGAGCUUCAGACGAUGGCGCGAGGAAUGUAAAAGCCGGCUCAGCCGCAGCAGUGGUCAAAGUGCUCAAGAGAGUGGGUCCCUACCCGACUAUGGCUGCUUGUGA